ACGCGUGCUUGUUUCAAAUAAUUUUACACGUUCAGCUGCCGGCAGGGUACUCGGUAGGUGCGCCCUAAACAAAGCUGAGUUUGCGAAGCGAGAACACUGGAAAGCGCAUCUUCCAAUACGGAGAAAAGGUGAACGUGAAAAGACCUCUCGUCAAUUCUGAACUAUGGAGCGCUCAAAACAGAGUCACGACCAUCAAGCUGACAGUAGACCGACUACAAACGAAAGUUCUCUAAACGGACACUUUGAAGGCUUGGUAAAAAAAGACACCCGGAAUGUGGGAUGUCAAGGGACGGGGACCGCCGGUGAGUCGAGUUCGCACACAGGGUCGUCAGUCGUGGAAAACUGGAAGCAUGAGCGCACCCGAAGUAUAGAAGACAACGAGAUGAGCUUGCCUAGUCUGGCAGCUGCUUAUACCACUAUUAUCCGGGGACUCGGCGAAGACCCGCAAAGACAGGGACUUCUCAAAACUCCUUGGAGAGCCGCAACUGCGAUGCAGUUCUUCACCAAGGGAUACCAGGAGAAAAUAAUAGAUGUGCUGAACGAUGCCAUCUUCGACGAGGACCACGAUGAGAUGGUUAUCGUGAAGGACAUCGACAUGUUCUCCAUGUGCGAGCACCACCUGGUGCCCAUCUUUGGCAGGGUCCACAUAGGCUAUCUCCCCAAUAAAAGGGUGCUGGGCCUCAGCAAGCUGGCCAGGAUUGUUGAAAUCUACAGCCGUCGACUGCAAGUUCAAGAGCGGUUGACCAAACAAAUCGCUGUGGCAAUCACUGAAGCUCUGCAGCCUGCUGGGGUGGGCGUCGUCAUCGAGGCAACUCACAUGUGCAUGGUGAUGAGGGGGGUGCAGAAGAUGAACAGCAAGACUGUGACCAGCACCAUGCUGGGAGUGUUCCGGGAGGACCCGAAGACACGGGACGAGUUCCUCACCCUAAUCAGGAACUGAGAGGGACGGCUGGCCUACAAACCUGCUGCCCAGCCCAGCACAGACCCCUCUCCCUGUCGCCUGCCUGGAGCUAGAGCAGUCCACACAGCAGUUUUGGUACGAAGCCUAGAGUCCGGGCUUGCAGAGUGUAUGUGAGUUGUGUGUAUGUAUGUGUCUAUUCCUCCACCCCCUUCCAAAUAAUCACACACAUCACAUGGUCGCAUGACAUAGCUGUCUUGUGUGUGUACAUGACAGUCUUACUAAACGGUGUCUGUCAGCUGGCUUAACCUAAAAAUUAAUCGUUUGGAUCAAUGAUUAGUGUUUCUUAUGGUUACUUAAUUUAAAGGACUUUGAUCCUGUUAAAAACAUUUUUUUGUUGUUGUAACUUUUCAUUAGAUUGAACCUCCAAGUACGGUAAAGAUACUAACA
Messenger RNA from Oncorhynchus tshawytscha (Chinook salmon), 1348 nucleotides. Its product is annotated as GTP cyclohydrolase 1. The record is from RefSeq and is a predicted model, not a curated record. Gene Ontology annotation, molecular function: GTP binding; zinc ion binding; GTP cyclohydrolase I activity. Gene Ontology annotation, cellular component: cytoplasm. Gene Ontology annotation, biological process: tetrahydrobiopterin biosynthetic process; tetrahydrofolate biosynthetic process. NCBI's taxonomy places the organism in Eukaryota, Metazoa, Chordata, Actinopteri, Salmoniformes, Salmonidae. The transcript has 6 exons. The coding region runs from base 164 to 940 and encodes 258 amino acids.